UAUUUGUUGCAUCCCUUUGUGGCGAACGCGGCAACGUUCUUGAGAGGACCUUAGUGCUCCGUGUCUAGUUCGCAGGGUGCCAAUCCACGAUUGACAGCACCGCGCGGGGAAACAUGCGGUAUUCUCAGGGUCGACUCUUGGACCGGGUCGAAGAGUCCGGAUUGCCCGGCGAGGCGGCUCUCAGUCGGAUUCUGGCCGAUCAUCCCAGGGAUUUAGUUCGCACUGGAGCCCCGAACAUUCUGUGCUCGUGUUUGCCAACGCAUUGGCGGAGUAACAAAUCGCUCCCCCAAUCGUUUCGUGUGAUAUCGUUGAGUGGGGACGUCGCCGACGGCACCCUUGUCACGUUGAAAGCUGGAAACGAUGAGAACUGUACGCCCGACAUGAAAAACUUCACGACCGUCAUGAAGAACAGCGUGGCUAAAUUCAACGAUUUGCGUUUCGUGGGUCGCAGCGGACGAGGCAAGAGCUUCACGCUCACGAUCGUGAUAAGCACCUCUCCACCUCAAAUAGCCACUUAUUGCAAGGCGAUCAAAGUCACCGUCGAUGGCCCACGCGAACCGAGAAGACAAACGUACCGAGACCCAUUCGCUCCCAUGGGCCAACGACCACCGUUGCUCGACCCCCGCAUGGGGAUCGAGUGGCAGCACCUCAGACGGAAGUCCAAUCUGCACAUCGUCCCAUCAAAUAAUGAAAACUGGCCUUUUCCCGAUUUGUCUCAGCGACUCACCAAUACCGAGGUCGCGGCUUGGCCCAAUCCAAGCUACACGUAUGCCGGAUACAUGAAUACAGCGCCUGCGGUCAACUCGAAUAAUAUGUUCGGAUGGGACCCCAAUCUGAGCUCGAUGAACAACACGUUAUCCGACGGAUCCGCCAACUCAAACACGUCACCACAAGCCACUCCGGGUCAGAUUCCUUCGAUCAACUCACCGCCAGUCGACUCCACAUCUUCAUCUCCUCUGUCGUCGUCCCGGUCAUCGCCACUUCAAAUUGUGUCGCCGAUCGAGCAGGCGGGCGCCGCGUCGAUUGUAUUCCCGACGACUUCGGAGGUCGACCACGUUCUCAAUUUCGGGCAAGGUUUGCCACCGUUGAUGCCACCGCAGCCCAUGCUCCCCCCGCUCGCCCCCGGUUCCACGCCCGAUCUAGGUAUUGUUCCAGAGAAACUACCGUCUCUGACUGGCACUGGCGGACAAGCCGUACUGACUCCUAACGGUCCAGUGUGGACUUACAACCAGCUAGUGAACUGCAACGGUACCUAUCCUCAGGCUGGAACCAGCAGCCAGCCGAACUACGCGGUGCUCUCCCCUCCACCGUAUCCUCAUCCUCAGCAGGCGAUUGACGCGUUGCAGGAAGACAGCCAGGAAUCCGAGGGUCCUCUGUUGGGCAACACCAGAUUGACCGAUCACUCGGGGCGAUCUCUGCUCGAGGCGAACCACAUGCUGAAUGAAGUUGGAACGCCGGGUCUGCUGUUGGACGAUGCCAACAAUCAGAACGCAAACGCUACCCAAGAAGUUUGGCGACCGUACUGA
Galendromus occidentalis (western predatory mite) is the source of this 1526-nucleotide messenger RNA. Its product is annotated as runt-related transcription factor 1. The record is from RefSeq and is a predicted model, not a curated record. NCBI's taxonomy places the organism in Eukaryota, Metazoa, Arthropoda, Arachnida, Mesostigmata, Phytoseiidae. Gene Ontology annotation, cellular component: nucleus. Bases 114 to 1526 code for a protein of 470 amino acids. The transcript has 4 exons. Gene Ontology annotation, molecular function: ATP binding; DNA-binding transcription factor activity, RNA polymerase II-specific; RNA polymerase II cis-regulatory region sequence-specific DNA binding. Gene Ontology annotation, biological process: regulation of DNA-templated transcription.